CUUAAUAUUGGACAGUGUGAUCAGAAGCCUCUUAUUUCUAAAGCUGUAUCUGAAUUUGGAAAAUCAAUUCAGUGAAGUAUGAUAAGCUCUUUAGUACAUACCAUGUAAUAUAUAAUUUAGAAGGUAGGUUAGCAGCUAUCCCCCCUACUGUGGAGGCUUCGCUCAGCGGUCAUUAAUCUGUGCAUUAUUAUUGUCAAUGUCAAAUGUCAAUUAUUGUCAAUGGUAUAAAAAUAUGACAUCAAAUUUAAUAAAUAACAAAUUGACCGUAAUUACAAAUAUAUAUUUAGCAACAAUAAUAAAUAAAAAAUAAAAUGAAUAUAACACUAACCAGCUUGGAAGCUUUGAUAUUGAAAGCAACACAUGAAUCUUUACCGCAACCUGAUGGAGCCGCGAUAGAAGCGUUCUGUGCUAUUAUGCGAGAUGCUGCUGAAGGUCCUCAUCUUGCUGCGCAGGCUCUCGCAUCUCGUAUCCACGUACAAAAUGCAAGAGAAGCAAUUUUAGCAUUGUCUAUGUUGGAUCGCUGUAUGCGUAAGAGCGAUUCCAAUUUUCACGCUGAAAUUGGUAAAUUCCGCUUUUUAAAUGAAAUGAUAAAAUUAGUGUCUCCUAAGUAUUUAGCUGAUAGGACAGCACCUGAAGUUAGGACCAGGGUUCUUCAACUACUUCAUGCUUGGUCAAUCGAGUAUCCUAAGGAGACAAAAUUUAAAGUGGCCUAUGACAUGCUUAAAAAUCAAGGUGUUAUUAAAGAGACACCACAGCCACUUCCACCUGAAGAUGUAGCUGUAACCUCUAGGCCUAGAGCUAAGAAUGCUAUUUUUGAAGAUGAGGAAAAGUCUAAGCUACUUCAGAAACUCUUACAGAGUAAGAAACCUGAAGAUCUACAACAUGCAAACAGAUUAAUUAAAACUAUGGUCAAAGAGGAAGAAAAGAGAAAUGAAGCAAACAGUCGUCGAGCUCAGGAAGUUAGCGCGGCACUAGACAGUGCAGAUCUCUUGAGGGACAUGCUCGACCAUGCUGAGGAGGCCUCUGCUGAUGAAGAGCAGCUCAUUCAUGAAUUACAUGCAAGUUGCACCAGAUUACGACCCGUAUUACAGCAUCUGGCCGCAUCUGAGGCACAAGCUGAAAACCUCAACGAUAUUCUACACGCAAGUGACGUCCUAGAUAAAGUGUUUGAUAAAUACAACAAAUUCAAUGCAGAGAAGAGGAACAGAGUUAGAACUCAAAACGCUCCGGGAGCAAACAAUGACAGCUUAUUAGACUUUGCGGGAGGAACUACUGUGAGAGAGAAUGAGUUAGAAAAUAAAGUAAUAGAUGAGUUAGGUGAUAUAUUUUCGAGUGAGAAUAGUGGCGCUUCAGUGCAGCCACUCAAACCAGUGAAUUUGAUGGACAAUGAUGACACAAGUCUACUGGGCAAUAAAACAAAAAAAGUCGAGGGUUGGAAUGACUUGGAUUCCCUUGGAGAACAACUUCUGAAGCAGUCUUUGCCAGAAAACGCCAAAAGAAUUGAUAAUUUCAAUUAUAAAACAACCAAGAAGAUCCCAAUGAAUGCUUUAGAAAAAUCAUCAUCAAAACAUGAAAUCCCUCAAAGGAAUAGUGAAACUCUUCUUGAUCUUGAUUUCUUCACAAAAAAGCAAGAUGAAAGCACAAACUUAUCGCCAGUUGCUCCUUCUGCCAAUUCCGUAACACCCAAUGAUGACAUAAUGGUUGAUAUAACGGAUACACCAUCAAACAUUUUGAAUAAUAACACAAAAUCUAAUAGUGCAUUAGAUAAAAUAUUAGAUUUAGGUGUUCCAUUAGAAAAUACGAAUAACACUCAAACCACAGACAAUAGAGAAAUAACUAUAGCUGAGGAACAAAAAGAAAAAGUAAAACAUGAAGUGAAGUCCCUAUCUGAUAUAAAUGUUACGUUACAAAGUGUGCAUCCAAGUAAAGUUCCUCCGUUAACUGCAUUUGAGGAAGAAGAUGGAGUGACAGUUGUGUUACAUUUUUGCAAAGAUAAGCCCAGGCCUGAUGUAAAUGUUAUUGUGGUAUCCACAAGGAGUAAGCAUGAAGCUGCUAUAGAAGAUUAUAAGUUUCAGGCUGUUGUUCCAAAGGGUUGCAAGGUCCGCCUGUUGACACCUUCUAGUACUAGCCUGCCCGCGUUUAACCCGUUCCUGCCGCCGCCCGCGCUCACACAAGUUAUGUUGGUGGCGAGGCCCCCCUCCCACCCACAAAUUGAUCUGAAGUUUGUCAUCACUUACACAUGCAACGAUGAUAUGUACUCAGAGAUGGGCGAGGUCAAACAACUACCACUCGACGAUGUAUAGUCGACAUGCACGCUCUGACAUUGAGCUCAUGCUUAUUGUUAUUAAUAUCGAAUUGUCAGUUGUCAAUUGGUUAAAAAAAAAAACGUGAGAAGGUAUAAGCAUGAGUUCUUUCAGCUUUGUGUUUUAUUUUCUUGUGUAUUUAUAGUUUCACUUAAUGAACAAACGCAAUGACUGUUUAUUUUAAAUAUAGGUUAAGUUUUAUUUGUACUUCGAUUUAAUUUUAUACGUCGAUUCUAGUCCAAAAAAUCUAAAUUGCAUUUAUGAACAUUCCAUGUGACUUAAUUAGAAUUUAUUUUGAUGUUGGAAUACAGUAUUAUGUAUAAGAGAAUCUAUUAUAAUAUGAUAAUUUUAUGAGUCCUAGUAUUGGUGUUGUGUAGAAAUUAAUGUGAUGCAUUUAUUAUGUACAACAUAAAAAAUCAAGUUCUGACUACAGUGCAAUAGACAUUCGGAGAUGUUUUAUGCUUAGUAUAAAAAUGUUAAAAAUAAAAAUAUAUUAUCUGCUUAGAAAUGUAUUUUA
Molecule: messenger RNA, 2820 nt
Organism: Zerene cesonia (dogface butterfly)
Lineage: Eukaryota; Metazoa; Arthropoda; Insecta; Lepidoptera; Pieridae
Gene: Gga
Product: ADP-ribosylation factor-binding protein GGA3
Exons: 8
Coding region: 312-2303 (663 amino acids)
Biological process (GO): vesicle-mediated transport; intracellular protein transport
Cellular component (GO): trans-Golgi network
Molecular function (GO): ubiquitin binding; small GTPase binding; phosphatidylinositol binding
Source: RefSeq, a predicted model, not a curated record